AUGGCGACCCUCAGCGACGACGACAUUGAGAAGCUCUUCUCCGGAGCUCCUCAGUACUUUGCCCGCUCCGAGGGCCACUACACCGGCGCCCCUCACCCCUCCGUCGCCUUUCCCUGGGACGAGUCUCUAGAGAUUCGCGACUUGACCGACCAUGUCCAGAUCGAAGACGCCGCCUGGAGCUGCAUCACCGCAUGGCCUCAUAUCACCAGGGAUAUGAACAGCAACCCGGCCGCCAUCAAGUGCGCCCGAGAGCGGAAGCGAGCCCACUUCUACCCGCGAUGUCGAGAACGGCCUAAUAUGCUGAGCAUGCAGGGUUUGGAGAAGGGCACCAUGGGCUAUCAGGCAGCUCUGGAGCUCCCUGUCGGCGAUGCGCUUCAGGAAGAGCAGUUCGGUUUCGGCACCCUCGGGUCCAAGGCCAAUGCCAUCAUCGACGCCCGUCAGAAGCUGCUGGCCUCCAAGGAUGGUCUGCGACGCUUGGAGGAGUCGGGCAUCUUGGACCAGCUCAUUAAAAAUGGUGCCAGGUACAAGGAGAACAGAAUACACAGAAAGAUCCAUCACACCUUAUACAACGAAUUGUUCCUUGGUAUCUUGCACCCACCAACCCGAGUCGUCGAUCACCAGGACCCUUACAGCCUCUCCGUUCAGAUCCAGGCGCUAGUCAAGGUUCUUGCCGCGCCGAACGUCUGGAUCGACUUCUCGCAUGUCGAAUGGAGGAUUCGCCUUGGUCAGAUACUGUGGGGCUCCUUCGAAGGCGACGAACUGGAAACCGAAAAUGACAUUGACGAUGCCGAGACCAACGAGGAGCGCAAAGAGGAGAGAUAUUGGUUGCUGAUUCAGAUACUUCUCUCCUGCGAGCUUUUAAUAAGAUUAGACGCCAUCACCGAGGGCGAAGAAUUGGGCAUCGAGAGUAUUAGACCCGCUGAGAUACAUCGUUUCGAGAAGGACGCCAAUCAGUCGGUUAAGUGGUCACUACAUUUGGCACGGGCUUGGCUCGAGAAUAUCGAUAUUGUCGAGGCCAAGAUUGACCCGGCCAACGUGGGCCAGAAGCGCAACUCCGGAGGCUGGCUGGCUUCGUUGACCGGCAAGAUGAGCCUGCACCACAACAACCACACCAAUGCAGGGGACAGCAUGUCCAUCUAUACCAUUCAGGGGCGGUACAGCGAGAGGCAGGUCAACGGCCUGACGCACUUCGCGAGGAAACUCCGAUGGCCCGAUAUCGAUUCGGAAAAUUACGCAGAGCAGAUCGAAGAAACGGUUGGGAAGGUUUCCGAGGCAACGCCUAUUCACACGCCUUCAGAAACACCGUUGAGCAUCGAUACCCGGAGAUCGUCCUAUUUCGGCGGCGGCCGGGCUGAAGCAAGCGUCACCCGGCAUCCUUCGGGGAAGCGCAAGAUUUCCGCAGCCCUUCAUCCGUCUGGGUGGUUGUCCAAGUCGUAUGUCUCCGGGCUGAUGCUCCCGGGAGAAGGACUCUACCACUUGAUCAUGUCCACUUUGCUGGAGAACGACAAGGAGGCCAUGGAAAAGCUGGGGCCGAUGGCGAACCUGUGUGGUGGCUUCGUCUAUCGAGGGAAGAGCUUCUGGAGCACAGCUUGCAUCGUUGGCCGUGUCUUGGCGGCUGGUAAGGGCUCUGCUCAGUGCAUGGGCUGGAUUUCGAGCGAGAUCACGCCUCAAGGCCACGCUGAUGGUUGGAUCAACAUUGACGUGGCGGAUGUUUCCGCGGAUAUGAAGAAGACCGGCAGACAAGCGAGACUUUGGGGUAAGACACACGUUGAGCGGGAGUCUUGCGUGCUAGGAGACGCAGACCCCAGUUCGGUGUUGCCCGCAGACUUCAUCAUCCCUUACGAGAACAACUACGUCGAGCCACCACCCAGCUUGAGUACUGAGCUAGUGUCGCUCAACCUCUUUGCUCCUGUGGAUUCGGUCCAUACCACGCCGACGGAGGAAAUUUUGACUCCUCUCACUGAUGUGACAAGAGCUUCGGAGAUCCACACUUACCCGGCUUCGAUCUCGUUUUCCGUCGGCCCCAACGGCGGCGAGGCCAAGCAGUACAACUUGGCAUUGUCGAACGACAUUCACUUUGUCACGGCGCAUCCAUGUGCUCCGUCGUCUCACGUGAAGGUGAUGAGAUCACCUUCAAGCCCAACAAUCCAGCAGAUCGAUGUGGACGGCACCGGCAUCGGGGGCAAGAGCUCCAGCCCUGCCACCAUCACGGGACAUCCCCUGCACAAGAUGUUCACCUACACCGUAAUCCACCUCUCCGAGCUCCUCGACAAGCAGGAUGCCUCCCUAGAAGACCUCCUCCAGAACACGGCCUCCGUCCGACGCCCCUCCCUCACCCCCACGACCAACGCCAACACGGCGCCCCGCGUCCUGGUCAUCGACUGCAUCACGGGAAUCGCACGCCAGGCCCCGACGCAGGAGACGCCCACCUCGCCCAUUCUCGAGCGCACCGCCAACGGCGCCAGCCUCGCGGCGGCCAAGAUGCACCUCGAGUCCCGCCGCCGCCAGUUCGGGAGCGACAUGGAGAUCCUCGUCCGCGCUUUCUGCGCAGAGAAGGGCUGGAACGCCAUCAUCUCGCGCCGCCGCCGGGGAUGCCUCGCCUGCGCCAUCAGAGAGGCCGGGGCGCUGGCGUGGAAGGUCAUCAUUCGUGUUGACUGA
Molecule: messenger RNA, 2658 nt
Organism: Colletotrichum karsti
Lineage: Eukaryota; Fungi; Ascomycota; Sordariomycetes; Glomerellales; Glomerellaceae
Exons: 3
Coding region: 1-2658 (885 amino acids)
Source: RefSeq, a predicted model, not a curated record